Grammomys surdaster is the source of this 4358-nucleotide messenger RNA. RefSeq names its product calsyntenin 2 (gene Clstn2). Gene Ontology annotation, biological process: positive regulation of synaptic transmission; positive regulation of synapse assembly; homophilic cell-cell adhesion. Lineage: Eukaryota; Metazoa; Chordata; Mammalia; Rodentia; Muridae. Gene Ontology annotation, cellular component: postsynaptic membrane; cell surface. Bases 180 to 3077 code for a protein of 965 amino acids. Gene Ontology annotation, molecular function: X11-like protein binding; amyloid-beta binding; kinesin binding. The transcript is spliced from 18 exons. The record is from RefSeq and is a predicted model, not a curated record.
CGCGGCGAAGGGCAGCAAAGGCGGUGGGUGAGGGCGGCGGCGGCGGCUCCUGAAGCGCACCCGGCGGCUACAGCGAGGCUGCGCGGCAGGCACCAGCGGACACCGGCGGACACCGGCAGGCGAGGCCGGCGCGGGCUGUAGGCGUCGGCAGCAGCUCGGUGGCGGCUCAGGCGGCGAGGAUGCUGCCGGGGAGGCUGUGCUUGGUGCCGCUCCUGCUGGCGCUGGGCGUAGGGAGCGGCGGCGGCAGCGGCGACGGCGGGGACAGCCGGCGGCGCCGCCUCCUCGCGGCGAAAGUCAAUAAGCACAAGCCAUGGAUCGAGACAUCGUAUCAUGGAGUCAUAACUGAGAACAAUGACACUGUCAUCUUGGACCCUCCACUGGUAGCCCUGGAUAAAGAUGCCCCAGUGCCUUUUGCAGGGGAAAUCUGCGCAUUCAAGAUCCAUGGGCAGGAGCUGCCCUUUGAGGCUGUGGUGCUCAAUAAGACGUCUGGAGAGGGCCGGCUCCGUGCCAAGAGUCCCAUCGACUGUGAGCUGCAGAAGGAGUACACAUUCAUCAUCCAGGCCUAUGACUGUGGUGUGGGGCCUCGGGAAGCAGCCUGGAAGAAGUCACACAAGGCUGUGGUCCACAUCCAGGUGAAGGAUGUCAAUGAGUUUGCGCCCACCUUCAAAGAGCCAGCUUACAAGGCCAUCGUCACAGAGGGCAAGAUCUAUGACAGCAUCCUGCAGGUAGAAGCCAUUGACGAGGACUGCUCCCCCCAGUACAGCCAGAUUUGCAACUAUGAAAUUGUCACAACGGAUGUGCCUUUCGCCAUUGACAGAAAUGGCAACAUCAGGAACACAGAGAAGCUGAGCUAUGACAAGCAACGCCAGUAUGAGAUCCUGGUAACUGCUUAUGACUGUGGACAGAAGCCCGCCGCUCAGGAUACCCUGGUGCAGGUGGACGUGAAGCCAGUGUGCAAGCCUGGCUGGCAAGAUUGGACCAAAAGGAUUGAGUACCAGCCUGGCUCAGGGAGUAUGCCCUUGUUUCCCAGCAUCCACCUGGAGACGUGCGAUGGAGCUGUGUCCUCCCUCCAGGUCACUGCAGAGCUGCAGACUAAUUACAUCGGCAAGGGCUGUGACCGCGAGACCUACUCUGAGAAAUCCCUUCAGAAAUUAUGUGGAGCAUCCUCAGGCAUCAUUGACCUCUUACCAUCCCCUAGUGCAGCUACCAACUGGACUGUGGGACUCCUGGUGGACAGCAGUGAGAUGAUCUUCAAGUUUGACGGCAGGCAGGGUGCUAAGAUCCCUGAUGGGAUCGUGCCCAAGAACCUGACAGACCAAUUCACCAUCACUAUGUGGAUGAAACAUGGCCCCAGUCCCGGCGUGAGAGCUGAGAAGGAAACAAUCCUCUGUAACUCAGAUAAAACGGAAAUGAACCGGCAUCACUACGCCCUGUAUGUGCACAAUUGUCGUCUCGUCUUCCUCCUGCGGAAGGACUUUGACCAGGCAGACACCUUUCGCCCUGCAGAGUUUCACUGGAAGCUGGACCAGAUUUGUGACAAAGAAUGGCAUUACUAUGUCAUCAAUGUGGAGUUCCCUGUGGUCACCCUGUACAUGGAUGGAGCAACAUAUGAACCAUACCUGGUGACCAAUGACUGGCCCAUUCAUCCAUCUCACAUAGCCAUGCAACUUACUGUCGGCGCCUGUUGGCAAGGAGGCGAAGUGGCCAAACCACGGUUUGCACAAUUUUUCCAUGGCAGCCUUGCAAGUCUCACAAUCCGUCCUGGCAAAAUGGAAAGUCAGAAGGUGAUUUCUUGUUUGCAGGCCUGCAAAGAAGGGCUGGAUAUUAAUUCCUUGGAAAGCCUUGGGCGAGGAAUAAAGUAUCACUUCAACCCUUCACAGUCCAUCCUCGUGAUGGAAGGCGAUGACAUUGGGAACAUCAACAGAGCCCUCCAGAAAGUCUCCUACAUCAACUCCAGGCAGUUCCCAACAGCAGGAGUCCGGCGCCUCAGACUCUCUUCCAAAGUCCAGUGCUUUGGGGAAGAUGUGUGCAUCAGCAUCCCAGAUGUGGAUGCCUACAUCAUGGUCCUGCAGGCCAUCGAGCCCCAGAUCACCCUCCAGGGAACAGAGCGUUUCUGGAGACCUGCUGCCCAGUUUGAAAGUGCCAGAGGAGUGACUCUCUUCCCUGACAUCAAAAUUGUGAGCACCUUUGCCAAGUCCGAGGCCUCUGGGGACAUGAGAGCCACAGGCUCAGCCCCAAAAUCAGCAGUCUUGGAAGAAAUGCUACACAACUUGGAUUUCUGUGACAUUUUGGUACUUGGAGGGGACUUGGAUCCAAGACAAGAGUGUUUGGAACUCAACCACAGUGAGCUCCACCAACGACACCUUGAUGCCACCAACUCCACUGCUGGCUACUCCAUCUAUGGAGUGGGGUCCAUGAGUCGCUAUGAACAAGUGCUGCACCACCUCCGUUACCGAAACUGGCACCCCACUUCCCUUGAGACCCGGAGGUUCCGGAUCAAGUGUUCAGAACUCAACGGGCGUUACACUAGCAAUGAGUUCAACCUGGAGGUCAGUGUCCUCCAUGAAGUGAGAGUCUCGGAUAAGGAACAUGUCAACCACCUUAUUGUGCAGCCGCCCUUCCUCCAGUCUGUCCAUCACCCUGAGACCCGGAGUAGUAUCCAGCGCAGCUCAGUGGUCCCGAGCAUCGCCACUGUGGUCAUCAUUAUCUCCGUGUGCAUGCUAGUGUUUGUUGUGGCCAUGGGUGUGUACCGAGUCCGAAUUGCCCACCAGCAUUUUAUCCAAGAGACUGAGGCUGCCAAGGAGGCUGAAAUGGAUUGGGAUGACUCUGCACUGACUAUCACAGUCAACCCUAUGGAGAAACAUGAAGGACCAGGGCAUGGGGAAGAUGAGACUGAUGGAGAGGAAGAAGAGGAAGCAGAGGAAGGCGGGAGCUCCAGCAGCAGUGGCUCUGAUGACAGCGAAGAGGAGGAAGAGGAAGGGAUGGGCAGAGUCAGACAUGGGCAGAGUGGCACCAGCUCUCAAAGCCCUGAAAGAAGUACCUGGAACACAGCGGGAGUCAUAAACAUUUGGAAGUGAAGCAUCUAGCUUGUCCUUGCUUGGUGAAGACCCAGUAUAUCACUAAACUCCAUACUGAUUGAACCAUAUAGAAACAGGUCAACCAUGCAGAUCUCCUAGCUUAGAAAAGCCUUUGUGAAUUCUCAUAUUCUGUGCAGUAGUCAGACAAUGGCAGACACUGGAUCUGAGUCUUAGGUAGUGAACAGUGACAGUGUUUCACACGGUUGCUUGUACAAAUUUAGAACAUAUCUGAGUAACACCCACAAUGCUGUUUCUACAGAGUAGUCUGCCCAAACCUACCACUGUCUCUGCCUUUCCCUAAGUACUUGCUAAAUACUGUUCACUCUCUCAUCUUCUGUCAUUGAUGCUGGACUAAAUACAAAGAUUCUGGGUUCAGCCAAUCUCAGACCCUUUCCUCCUCCCAUCUCUGGAAAAAUGAUGUCACCAUUUUAAAGCCUUGUAUGAGAAACCUGUUUGUUCCCAGCUCCUCAACCUCAGUGCAUGGAAAAGGCCUGAGAUGGGCAGGCUGCUUGCUCUGCUGGAAUCUCUCUGGGGUUCACUCUGCAGGGAGAAAGAACGGCCUCAUUGUAUGCAAUCACCUUCUAUCUGCACCUGACUGGAAGUAGUCUAAUGGUCAGUGCAGCUGGCAUGUCUUUACCAGGAGCCAGCUGCACUUGGGGAUUGUGUGUUCUUGGCACACAGCAAACUUCUGAGCUUCUUGGGCUGCCUCCAAGAAUGAAUCUCCUUAGUCUACAAAAUGUAUUUAUUUGGUAACUAUGCUACUGUGUGUGUAUGAGUCUGAUACAAUGCAAACCUUGAAAUGUCUUACUAAAAGGAAUUAUGAAUUCAUAGAAAAUUGAAUCCAACCUCAGAACAGCACAUUAUGUUGCUGGUCAAUAAGGUUGCCCAGCCACAGGGGACCAGAGAAAAACCUUCCCCUCCCACCCCUUUCCUUGGUACCCUCUACCUGCCUAAUUGCCUACUAGGUUCUAACUAAUGCAGAGUGAGGAGUGCUGGGCGAGUACAUGUACAUAGAGAUUUAAAAGGGAAAUAACCUGUGGGGGAAUCAGUUGAGUUUCUUCCCAUGACUGUGAUCUUAUCAUGCCUGAAUCCCAAACUUUAAAUUUCUAACAAUUUCGAUUCUUGGAGUUUCUGAGUAAUUUGUUAAAUGCCUAUUCAACACAGACAGAUAUUUAUUUUCAGCCUUGGCUUGUAAAUGCCUACAAACUGAUUCAUGCUGGUGGUCGUUACGACACUUCUGUGAAUUGGUUGAAUAAAUAUGAUUUUAGAAUUUCACAGUAA